GCUCAACACACCUGACAGUGUUGUAAAGAUGGACAAGAAAGCUAAACAUUAGUAUUAUAGAUACAUAUAGAAUUACGUACAGAUCCAGACGUUGAUAAAAACAAUCACAUUCAUUGCAAGCUCGAUUUGUAGAGCCACGACUAAUAAAGAUGGAGGAGGGACCGCUACAAGUACAUUCUUUAUUAGUACUUCGUCUAGAGAACAAAGGGAGAGCAUAUUAUAACGACGCUGCAUUUGGUUUUUGUUAGAGCUCGAGGAAAGAGGAAUCUUCAAUUUCACUCUCACUCAUUGUUGCAACUAUAAAGUAGAAGAGAGCCGGCAUAAUGACAACAAUGACUGGCACGUCUAUAGGUGGCUCUCUUGCUAGCGCUCCAACAAGCAAGGCCGCGAACAACGACGAAUACGACCAGUUGCUCCGAUCUGCGAUAGGUAACGCAGCCUCGCCUGCGUCAUCCUCAGGAACACGGCUACGCAAUUUGUCCUCCAGUGGAGACAGCGAAUUGGACGGACUGACGUCCGCAAGGAGAGACCUAGAAGAGCGAGAACGUGCUAAGCAGAAGUGGGUUGGCGCUCUGAACUACGUAUGGGAUAAAAUCCACGCUGCAUGUUGGGUAGGGUUCACGUGCUGCCUCAUUUACUGGACAAACUUCUUCCGUGUCAUAUGGGAGUCACCGCUUGUGAACAGGAGUUAUCUGUAUGCCGGAUUCGGUUGCCUCGCGUUCAAUAUGAGCUUACUCUUUUACCUCGCUUUGGUACUUGUAGUUUUUUAGGUCCAUCAAACAAAUCAAUGUUUUGUUGUUCUUGAAAGAAAGAAGGUCGACAUUGAUUUCAUCGAUUGCAGAUUCAAGAAUGCUUUUGCUGCUCUUCAAUGAAUCUAUAGCAUCAAAGUAGGUCUGCGACUACUGGCUUCAACUUCCGAAAGGGGAAAUCGAAAAGCGAGUCCCGUUCGCCACUCCUGCGAUGCUUGUCGCCGGAGGUGGCACAUUCUGCUUUUUCCUCGUAGCUCUCUACCCUGCGUUCGGAUUUCUUCUUACUGUUGGAAUCCAGUUCACGUUUUUCAUGGGUUUCCUGAAUUCAGGGCAUUUUUUGCCGAGUGGUGUCCUUGGGAGUAUCCUUAUGUUCGUCAUCUUCUUCGGCGCCUUCUUCACUAGCAUUGUGAUACCGCACGAAGGACUCGCACAUCGAAAGAUAAACGUCGCUUUGGCCAAUGCGGAGGGGAGAUAGCGAUGACCGAAAAAGAGAAGACGGUCACACAUGUAUGCUGUCACGUUAUUUUUACUAGAUCAUGAAUCAUGAUUCAACCUAGUAGUUUACUAGGCCGAGAAGUCUUAAAAAUAUUGUGCAGCCGCUGUGGAUGUGGUGCAGCAGAAACCCACAAGCUUUAUCGAUGCACGAGUAAAAGUAAUACUGAAAAUCCAGAUUGAAAAUAAGUAACGAAACAAUUUUUAUCG
Molecule: messenger RNA, 1451 nt
Organism: Amoebophrya sp. A25
Lineage: Eukaryota; Dinophyceae; Syndiniales; Amoebophryaceae
Source: the annotation of a GenBank genome assembly